This is a messenger RNA of Chaetura pelagica (chimney swift), 3549 nucleotides long. RefSeq names its product von Willebrand factor A domain containing 3B (gene VWA3B). The record is from RefSeq and is a predicted model, not a curated record. The transcript has 26 exons. Lineage: Eukaryota; Metazoa; Chordata; Aves; Apodiformes; Apodidae.
AUGGCUGUCAAUCCAUCAAAGAGACUUGCCUGGAGUGACUCAGAUGCUUUUGAUUCAGAGCCCAGAAAAAAUCCUGAAGAUUCCCUUGAGGCCCACAAGAAGAAAUCAAAAGAGAAGGAAAGGACACUGGCAGACAGUCAGUGGGACAUGGAUGUACAGCCCCUCAUUUCAUCUUCUAAAUGGCUUCAGCUUCAUGGGCUCAAAAGAAACAAAUUGUCCUUGCCCCAGAUUUUGUCGCAGAUUGGAUUCCAGCACAGGCAAGAUUAUGUGACCACCUUGGGGAAACUUGUGGCUUCUCGGUAUGCAGAUGGUCUGUUCCCUCAGUACAAGAGGGUGCAAGAUGGCAGCGUGUACCAUCUGACAGCCAAAAAAGAACUGAUUCUUCAUUUUGUGGAUUGCCUGAUGGAAGCUAUUGAGCUCUACCAGCAGCGAAUGGAAUGGUUAACCAGCGGGAGCCGGCAGAUAUUUGGGGUGAUUCAAGAACAGUGCAUUGUCAUUGUUAUGGAUUUUGGCACUGCAGCUCCAGCUGAAUUUGAUCUAUGUCGGGAUGCACUUACUAUGGUGCUUGAGGAACAGGUGACCCAAAUUGCCAGAUUCAACCUCAUUUGGGCUGCUCAGGAUCUGGUGAAGUGGCAACAGAAAUCUACUCCUGUGUCUGAGCAUACUGUAAAGUCUGCAGUUACAUGGCUCUGGAAGCUGGACCCUGUGACAACUGCCAGCCCCAGCAGCUCUGCUGGAGCCCUGCUGGAAGGCAGGAGUGAUGAGUCGGUUGAAGCCGUUUAUUACUUUGCUGUGGGUGAUAUUUCAGUGGACACAAAGCAGCUACUCCUUGAGAAAGUUUCUCAUGGCCCAUGUCCAGUCAACACCGUAUCUUUCAAUGCCAGGGAAGCUGAAACUAUUUGUUUUCUGAAGGAGUUGAGCUGCUUGGCCUCUGGCAGAUUCCAUGCUUUUGCUGAGAAGAACAAUUAUGGAGAUUCUCCUGGACCUGCACUAAAAUAUGAAGAGGAUGGAAAAGGUCUAAUUGCCCUGAAUUCCAGAAGAGUGGAAGGGCGAACGCCACUAGUAGCUGGUGUCCGUGAAGACGUCUUUCUGGUCUGGAAGGAGUUGGAGGAAGCCAAGAGUACAGUCACACAAGUUCAGAAGAUUUUAUCAGAAUCUGACAAGCCUGCUUCUCAAGAUGCAACCAGUGCUGAUCAUCCAUUGCAAAAGCACACAUCUGACAAAUACUUGUCUUCUGAGAAGUGGCUGCAGAAGUAUGGCUUGAAGGCUCAGAAGCUCACACUUUACAAUGCACUUGCUGAUUGUACUUUUCACCACGUGGAUGGAAUUGUUGACAUAAAAACCAAACCAGAGGAUGAAUCUUCACAAACUGAUGCUGAGACAGAGAGGAAGGUAAUUAAUGCAAAAUACUGUGACAAGUUUGUACAGACCUUCUGGAAAGAUGGAUCUGUGGUUCAUAUAUAUGUUAGUACAGAAAAGUAUAAGCAGUACAAAGAGAAAAUGAGGACGGCUCUCAGAAAAGUGGAAGAAAGGAUUAAGUGGCUUCAACGAGGAAGCAGAGGGCUCUUUGGUAAUGUGUGUGAAGAUAAUGUCCAUAUUCUUAUUGACACAUCUGAGUCUAUGAAGGACAAGCUGCCACUGGUGAAGGAGAAAAUAUUUCAGUUCAUACAGGAACAACUGAGACACAAAAAGAGAUUUAACUUCAUGAAAUUUAGUGCCCAAGCAGUGACUUGGCAAGAGAAACUUGCUGAAGUUAAUGAGGAAAAUUUGCAAGAUGCUUGGCUUUGGAUAAAAGAACUUGAGGCUGGAAGUUCCACAAAUACACUCCAAGCUCUCCAAAUUGCUCUUGCUGAUACUGCCACUCAGGCUAUUUACCUCUUGACUGAUGGAAGACCUGACCAGCCUCCCCAAACAAUUUUGGCCCAGGUCCAGCUUCACUGUAAAAUUCCGAUCCAUACUGUGUCCUUGAACUGUGAUGAUAGAGAAGCCAAUAAAUUUUUGUAUGAACUCUCUACUGAAACAGGGGGCAGGUUUUGUUAUUACAACAUUUAUUUGACUGAUCCUGAUGCAGAGUUUAUUAUUAGUGAAGACAUAGAUAUUUUGAAAAGAGAGGUUGAACAAGGAGAAAGAGACCUAAAGAAAAUGAAGAACAUUCAUACUGAAUGUCUGAUGAUGGAUUGUUAUAAGGGAGAAAAUGACCCAGAGAAUAACAGUAGGCCAGGCUGUUCUUCAGAAGAUCCAGCACUGACACCAUGUCAGCAAAUCUGUCAAACCACUGCUGACAGCCCAGUCCGAAGGAAGAAAGCAUUAUAUGCAGGGCAAACAAAGACGAGUCUGCUGCGAAUCCUGAGCCACAGUGUGAAAUCUAGGGACAAAAGCCCAGAGGAAGGAAUAUCUGUGGAAAAAAAGAGCUUUUCUGUCAAUAAGAACAUGAAUUUCAAAGGCAAGUUGCCGGAAUAGGAAUCUCUUUGUGGGGCAGCUGAUCUGAAAAUGCAGAAAGCUGUGAAGAGGACAUCUAAAAGUUCUCUAGAUACAUCUUCAGCCCUCUGGUUAAAGACUCAUGGGUUGGUUGCUAGGAGACUCACUAUCUUGGAUGCCUUAGCUCCUGUCCCUCAUGGUACCAAAUACAUCAAAGUUCUGGACAAGCAUGUGUUUUCUAAAGAAUCUGAUGAGAUGUUACUGCUGGCCCAUAUAAGCAACAACAAGAAGGAGAUCACACUAAUUACUCCUCAGGCAGUGAAUCUUGAUACCUAUAAGGCGAAGCUGGAACAAGCAAUUAAAUUAUAUGAAAGGCGUCUAAACCUGAUUAUUUGGAGAGCACUGUCUCAGGAGGAAAAAGACAAAUUUAAAGAGGACGGGCCAGUUCAAUAUAUGCAGCAUAAAGAAGCUUUGCUGGAGUCUUUAGAGAAUUUGGGAUGGCCAAUUUCCUGUGAAGAUGUAAUAUUGUUAGAAGAUGAGAUCCUGGCAGCAUUAACAUAUAUACAACAAGCCUCUGAUCUUCAGGAAGCUGUCAAAAAGGAAACUGAGAAAAGCCCAGAAUCACAGAUAAGCAACAAUAAAAAGAGACUUCAAGAGGAAACGGUGAAGUUGAAGUCUAAAAAAAUUCCAAAAGGCCAAGUGUUGGUGACUCACAGAAGCCAAAAGGUCAUUGCAAGAUCAGAUGUCACAGGAUUUUAUUAUCCAGGAACUGUGAUAAAGAAUAUCAGUUCUACCUGUGCACUUGUUGACUUCAACAAUGGGGAGACCUGUGUUGUACCUGUGAAGUUCACUCUGCCUGUGGGAGGUUCUAUCCCAUGCCCAUCUCUGCAGGUGGGAGACUAUGUGUUUGCAAGAACUGGGACACAGACAGGAGAUGAAUAUUAUGCACCUGCCAUUGUCAUAGCAACACCAAAGAGGCUGAAAAUGGAUGAUAAACUCUACACAGUUCUGAUGUUCAACAGCAGGAAAGAGCACUGUGUAAGAAGUGAGCUCAUUAAAAUCAGCCAAAUGAAGUAUGCCUUCUCCUGUCAGUACAUAAGGGUGGUGCAGAUGGUGGAAUAUGUGACGUGA